This is a messenger RNA of Chironomus riparius, 369 nucleotides long. Lineage: Eukaryota; Metazoa; Arthropoda; Insecta; Diptera; Chironomidae. The record is from the annotation of a GenBank genome assembly.
AAAAAUUCAAAAUUUCAUGUUUAUUUUUUAAACGUUUGUCAACAAAAAAGAUAUAGGAAAAGCUUAUUAAACAUGGGAAAGAUCACAGAGUUAUCAUCCAGUGAGAAUCAAACUCAGAAUGCAAGAACUUUUGUCAUAGAAAAUGAAGGAAACACUUUAGGCAACGUCCUCAAGAACAUUAUAGCUAAUUAUUCCGAAGUUGAGUUUUGUGGAUAUACAGUACCUCAUCCACAAGAAAGUAAGAUCCAUUUUAGAAUCCAGACAGCAGACAACAUUAAGGCAAUUGAUAUUUUGAGACGAGGCUUAAAAGAUCUGGAAUUCAUAUGCGAUGAAGUAAUAGCAGCAUCUUCAUCACUCGACAGCUUGUAA